AUGGCCAUCGGCCUCGUCUACGACGGCCAUGCGCAGCACCGUCCGCCAGCGAGCGCCAGGGCCACGCACAUCGAGACGCCCGAGCGCGUGAGCGUCAUCUACCGUGCGCUUGGCAAGGCUCGGCUGCUGGACCGGCUGACGCGGGUGGCUCCACGCGAGGCGACGCGGGCGGAGGCGGAGGCGGUUCACACUGCGGAGCACCUCGACGCCCUCGAGGCGCUCGCCGACGCCGAGCCGUCUCUCCGAGGCGCGUGGCGCGGCGGCGCGGGUGGCGGCUGGUCGCUCGGCCGCGACAUGUUCCACGAUGCGCAGACGGCUUGUGCGGCACGGCGGGCGGCGGGCGGCGUCGUCGCACUGACCGAGGGUGUCCUCCGCGGCGAGAUCUCCUCCGGCUUUGCGCUCGCGGGCUUCUGCUUCCUCAACUCGGUCGCGGUCGCCGCGCGGGCUGCGCUCUCUCCGCGCGGCGGGCUGCGGCGGGUGCUCGUCGUGGACUGGGAUGUGCACCACGGCGAUGGGACGCAGGCCAUCUUCGAGGAGGACCCGGCCGUCCUCUUCUUCUCGCUGCACCGCUUCGGGCGCGGCUUCUUCCCUGGCGCGGCAGCACGGAGCCGCGCCCCGCUGGCAGGGGCUGAGGACGGACUCCCUCUGCCCCUCUCCUUCGCGCAGGGACCGGCGCCGCGAGCUGCGUGGGCGGCGGCGCCGCUGCAGGCAAUAGAGCUGCGUGGGCGAUCUACUGCGCGAGCCUUCGAUCCGCAGCUCGUCCUCGUCUCGGCCGGCUUCGACGCGGCGGGCGGCGACCUGGCGGACGAGCCGGGGGGCGGGGGCGGGACCUCUCCCUGA
Messenger RNA from Emiliania huxleyi CCMP1516, 840 nucleotides. RefSeq lists its product as hypothetical. The record is from RefSeq and is a predicted model, not a curated record. NCBI's taxonomy places the organism in Eukaryota, Haptophyta, Isochrysidales, Noelaerhabdaceae. The transcript is spliced from 3 exons. Bases 1 to 840 code for a protein of 279 amino acids. Gene Ontology annotation, cellular component: histone deacetylase complex. Gene Ontology annotation, biological process: chromatin organization. Gene Ontology annotation, molecular function: histone deacetylase activity.